Dermacentor silvarum is the source of this 1447-nucleotide messenger RNA. RefSeq names its product U-scoloptoxin(01)-Cw1a. The transcript has 4 exons. NCBI's taxonomy places the organism in Eukaryota, Metazoa, Arthropoda, Arachnida, Ixodida, Ixodidae. Gene Ontology annotation, cellular component: extracellular region. The record is from RefSeq and is a predicted model, not a curated record. Bases 88 to 558 code for a protein of 156 amino acids. Gene Ontology annotation, molecular function: chitin binding.
CGGCACGGUGCUACUUAAAGGCGAGCGCAGCAAUCGCCAGGAGUCGUACAGCACAGCUCCCCAACCGGCAGUGAUCAGCGCGAAAAAAUGAAGUUCCUACUAGCCUUUGCUGUAAUGACCGUUGCGCUGGCACUGCCAAGGACAAAACGGGCAGCGUACGAGCUACCUGACGGCGCCGAAUUGCUGCUGGGCGGCGUCAAGACCUCGUUCCAGUGCCCGGCCAAGAACGGCUACUUCGCCGAUGUCGACAACGCCUGCCUCAUCUUCCACGUGUGCAACGUGGUGCCCAAAGACGACGGCAGCACCGAGGUGCAGCAGUACAGCUUCCUCUGCGGCAACCAGACCGUGUUCAACCAGCUCAGCCUGACUUGCGCCUUUGCCGAGGAGGCCGUUCCCUGCAACAAUGCGCCCGACUUCUUCUACGUGAACGACAACAUCGGCAACCCGACGGCGCCGUUCCUCACAGAGGCCGACGUGCAGAAGGCGGCUCCACUCAUACCGGGCUUCGGAGCGGGCGGUGGCGCCGGGGCUCAACAACCCGGCCGCAGGCCUUUCUAGGAAGGCUCUCACCCAGCAGCACCACCGCUCCCCCCCCCCCCCCCCCCCACCGCGCCUUUACACGUAGUAGGGCUAUAGUAUUAGCUGGGUUCAGCUUCUCUGGGGCCACAAAGGGCUAUUAAUCCUCGCCGCAAUAACAUUUUUCAACGACGGACUGCGACGGCCAGACAUAAUCGCCUCGGGAGCCCGGGAUCGCUUUCUUAUUCUUUCGACGGAAGGAAAACAUUCACCGAGGCGAAUCAGCGUGUGCCAACUUCGGCGACAACUUCAAGCGGGUUGAAGCUUGGACUUUGGCCUUUGCUCUUCGGUGCAACUUCCACCUACGACGGAAACGCAGAAACCGGACAUUGUCACCUCAGACUUUCCCAUGUAUCUUUAUUUGUUGCACACCUGUUCUUGCUUCCUUAUCAUUUUCCUGCUGUCACAUGCAUAUAUUUUUUAAUUCAUGCAAGGUUCGUCGACAAUGUCAGUUCGGUUGCAAAUGAUAUCGCGUGAUCUGCUGCGUUCUGUGCUCUGCGUACCUCAUUUCUUCUCUUGCUAACCAGCGUCCAAUUAUUUUGCUUUGGUGAAAGGACGACCUGUAGCCAGAAAUAUUUUGUUGCUCUUGGUGAAAGGCUUUGCUCAGCGGUGCUUUGCGUGUGAAGGAAAUACUCAAAUGGCAGCUGUGCUACAUCCCAUGCUCGCUUCAUUCCCAUCAUCUCAAACUAAGCGGCGAGAUUGCUUGGAGAAAUGUCUGGUCUUCUGGGGUACACUUACUCGCUUGCAUGGCUACGAGGAACAAAUGUACAUUGCUCACAUAAUGCAAAAACCUGUACUGUACAUUUUGCUUACAUAAAAUGUUUUGCUGAUAAUGCCUCUGUUUUGUGAAAAUUAUGCCCGGAAGGCUCGU